CUGGUUGAACGGUCCAUACCUCAUGGUCUUCUCAAUGCCGAGAACGCCGAAUCCGAGUCCGAGAUAGUCGCCCGCGGAGGUGAACUCGAAGCAGUCACAAUCUCGACAGGCAUGGCUGGCCGGGGCACCGAUUUCGUCGUCGACCACGAGGUGGAUUCGAUGGUAAUCAAGAGAACCGUCACACUUGCGCGGAGAAUGUUGGAACGAGGUCGGUCCGCAACAUUUGUAUGCCCUUCCCACGAAGAAUCCGAGGCGCUAUUGCAUGCCUUGAACGAGGUCGAAGGCAUCGAAGCGCAAGUGCGGAACUCCACGUCCAUGAACGAAGUCGUAGUCAGCCCCCUCCGGUCUGGUCCGACGACCGAGCAACGAUUGUCGUUUGGACUAGGGCUGGUGGUCAUCAUCACUUCGCUCCCAAGCUCCGCAAGGGUAGAACGGCAGACACAGGGAAGAACCGGACGGCAGGGAGCUUUCGGAGCCUCUAAAGUUGCUGUGUACAUCAACGACCCUGCCCUGGCGUUCUCCAGGCGCCAGGGAGACAUCGCCAAAUUGAGCAGAACUGCAAGGGGAACUGUCGUAGGUCCUGAAGUCGGCCAAAUACUGCGACAGGUCCAGGCCGACGCGGAAACGCAGAGCGAGGCAGUUACACGGGCACUGUCCCAGUACGAGGCACUCGUGGAAAGCGAAUCGCGAGCCCACUACGCUACCCGUGUGGAAAUGAUGGGUUCCCACCAACUGCCUGCCUCACCAACUAGAAUGAUCUCCGAUUGGGUCAUGCGCAGGACAAACUGA
Geodia barretti is the source of this 789-nucleotide messenger RNA. The record is from the annotation of a GenBank genome assembly. Lineage: Eukaryota; Metazoa; Porifera; Demospongiae; Tetractinellida; Geodiidae.